AAGGGACAGACGCUGUCAUUACUCUACUGCAUUAAAGGUAACAACCUCCACAGUCAAGAUGAUGAAGUGCAUCGCUCUCCUCCUGGCCCUCGCCGCCGUCGCCUACGCCGCCCCAGGCCUGAAGGGAUAUCCAGUUGGCUACGGCAGUGGCAUCGGUCGCAUUGGUGGCUUCGGCAUCGGCAAAGGUUUCGGCGGCUUCGGCGGUCUCGGCUACGGAGGUAUUGGCGGUUUCGGCAAGGGCCUCGGCUACGGAGGUAUUGGCGGUUUCGGCAAGGGCCUCGGCUACGGAGGUAUCGGAGGCUUUGGCAAGGGCAUCGGAUACGGUGGUCUUGGCGGUUUCGGCAAGGGCUUUGGUAUCGGUGGAUUCGGCCUCGGCGGCUAUGGCGGUGUUGGCUACGGUCUUGGUUUCGGCAAGGGAGUUGGCUUCGGUAAAUUUGGUCUCCAUGGUUAGAUGUCAUGACUGCCGGGGAAGAUUUAACAUAAAGGAAAUAAUCAAGAUCGCAAUGAGGCGUGCGUUUUGAAGAUCUCAUGAAGGAUUCUUCAGUAAUAAUCAAAAUAUACAUGAACAUUCUGAACGACGUUCACGCUGGGAAUUUAACAAACGUGUAUGUCUCCAUGGAAAGACUAAAGUCCACCAUAAGAGAAAACUACGGGCCUCUUACCUUGGCUGAAAAUUGUUUCAAUUAGACAAAUUGUUUCUGUACUACCAAUAGUACAUUCCAAAAGCCAAUAGCUAACCAAUGGUAAUGGUGUUAUUUUGAAGUGAAAGAAGUAAAUACCUUGUAUGUACAUGUUUAUAGGUUGUAAAAUUGUAACACCAAAGGUGAUGUCCUUGUGUAUCAUUUUGUCACUAUUCACAAUAAGCAUUUUUUUGUUUGUUUUUAAUUACCAUUAUUUGACGUUUUAAAAACAUGAAAUAAACUUUCAACAUUUA
Lingula anatina is the source of this 934-nucleotide messenger RNA. RefSeq lists its product as uncharacterized. The record is from RefSeq and is a predicted model, not a curated record. NCBI's taxonomy places the organism in Eukaryota, Metazoa, Brachiopoda, Lingulata, Lingulida, Lingulidae.